Messenger RNA from Linum trigynum, 3155 nucleotides. The record is from the annotation of a GenBank genome assembly. Lineage: Eukaryota; Viridiplantae; Streptophyta; Magnoliopsida; Malpighiales; Linaceae.
GGUAAGAGAGAUAUUGGGGCCGUUUGCAUUGUCGGCAGCAGCUACCUCCAGCUAAUUUAAUUCGAUAUAAUGAUUGAUGGUUUGGUAGAUAUGUAUAGUGAAUGCGGGCCGGGCCUUCUAUGCAGAAAAGAAAAGAGUAAAUGCGGGCCUUGCUUGCAGCUGCCAUAACCAUGGUUUCUUACUGCUCUGCUCUGCUCCAUUUUGGAGAAAAACAGACCAUGUAGUAGUAGUCUGGUAGCAAAAUGGGCCGGGAAACAGAAGGUCAAGUGAAAAAUGAGUGGAAGGAGAGCAUGCCAACCAACCCAUAUUUUCAGAUCUCGGGGUCUCUUCUUUAGCUAUAUAAUGCAGGAGCUAGAAGCCAUCAAAUCCAUCCAUUCCAUAUUUCAUUCUUCCUUCCCUUCAUUUGCUUGUUCUGCUCUGGUUUUAUUUCUAUUGUGAAAACAGGUGGCAGAUACGAGAUUCUCUUGUGAGUAAAAACAGUAAGAUGUUUUUUCUUUUGUAGAAACACACGUAAAACUUCAAUGCUGUCAUUUACUUACCGACUACUGUGCUAUAUGUUUGUUGUUAUAUAUUUCUGAAAAUAGUCGUUCGUAGUACGUAUAUUGCAUUGUAAAAUUGUUCAAGGAUGCAUGAUGCAAGGUGAGAGAGACUGAGGAAGAAGAAGGAAAGAAAAAUGACAGCUGGAGGCAUAGCAACAGCAGAACUGUGCGACACGAACGCCCCACUCCUGGCAAGCGGCGAACUCCGAGUCCUCCACCCGGUCUUCACCAUCUACGGGCAGGCCCGCAUCUUCUCCGGCCCAAUCGUGACGCUGAAGGUGUUCGAGGACAACGUCCUGGUUCGGGAGCUGCUGGACACCAAGGGCGAGGGCCGCGUCCUGGUGGUGGACGGCGGCGGGAGCAUGAGGUGCCCGCUCAUGGGAGGCAACAUCUGCCGGCGGGCCCACGACAACGGAUGGGCCGGGGUGGUGGUGAACGGGUGCGUGCGGGACGUGGACGAGAUCAACGGCUGCGGUAUUGGGGUCAGGGCGCUGGGCUCGCACCCCAUCAAGCCCAACAAGAGAGGCCACGGGGAGAGAGGCGUCAACGUGCACAUCGCCGGAACUCUCAUCCGUGAUGGGGAGUGGCUCUACGCCGACAGCGACGGCAUUCUCGUCUCCAAAUCCGAGCUCACCCUCUGAACACAACACAACAGAACGUCUGUGGAGGGAAGGUUUAUUUUAAAGGCCGUUCUUUUAAUUUGUUAGGGUGUGAUAUAAGAAUAACAUCUGUUAUUAUUGAACCUUUUUCUAAUAAUUUGAAUGAUUGGAAUCAACUGAUAUAUUUUUAUUUAUAUGGUGUUAAACCUUUCUAACUACGACUGAAAAAGAUUUUUUAUUUAAAUCUUCGUGGUUUUAUGAUUUUAGUUUACAUUAAAGUAUUUACUUAAAAAUAUUUGAGCCAGUGAACUAGUUAAACCAUGGUGGUUCAUCUGGUUUAUGUUGAAUCGUGAAAACUCGUCUGGUCCAUCAAUAACCAUCCAAACACUAAACCAAACCGCUAUCGUAACUGAUUUGACGGUUUUACUGGCCCCGCUGUUGAUCCGGUUGGAAUCGUUUCUUAUAACAAUGUCCUUUACUAUACAUAAUAGACUACCACAUCGUCUAUUUUCUUCAAAAUGAAGCAGUAAACAUAAUCCUUGGGCCAGCUGCAAUUGAAAGGGUGUCGAACGAGUGGCCUAGCGUUCCCGGUAUGGGUCCUGGACCGGAACCCUAAACCUCUGGGGACCCUACUCUGUAAAAGAGGAAGGUCUUCAAUGUUGUGACAGGUGGGCUAUUUACGCCGGAGUUUCUGCCUCCCCCGUGAACGCGAAAAAGAAACUCCGAUGCCCCCUGGGCUCACCGGAGGAGAAGUUAGAAGGUGGUGGCUGCUACAUGCCUCGCGGCCUGCCCUGUGGCCACUGUUAUUUCCUCGCCUCUCCUAACACCCUACUUUUUUUUUUUUGUCUCCGUCGAAUUAACCUACUAUUCAUGGAUUGGUGUUAAUGAUUGCAAUUAAACUGAGGAUCCAAUCCAGGCAAAAUGAUUUUAAUUUGGUUUGAUCUACAAGUUUAUAUGACAUGAGAUCAUAUUGAUAAAUAAGUUAUUAUAAUAAUGUGAAACUAAACCAAUUGACAAAAGAUCGAAUUGAUAAACCGGUUUUUAAAAUGAUAAGCAUACCGAAUGGAAUGCAAUCUCACUUCAUAUCAGCUAAUAUGUUAAAUCAAUUAGUUCCCUGUCUUGAACAAAUCAUUUCGCAUGCACUUCUAAAUUGUCAUCUACAAAAGGUAGGAUUGAUAAAUAAUUGUAAUCAAAAUGAGGAUCAAACAGUAACAAAAUGCAUUUGAUUUUCACUCAACCUAAAAGCAUAUGGUUGGAAAUGGAAUUUCAACGUCAAUUCAAACUCGAACUUCGCCAGAUGGCAAAAAUAUCCGUAACCGUGGAUAUCCACCCGAAUCCGACCUAAUCGCGUAGGGUAAGACCCGAACCCGAAGCAUUUUUCGUGGGUACGGGUAAAACUCAAACCCGAAUAUUGCGGGUAUUGGGUGGGCAUGGUUAUCUCACUAUCCAACCCGAACCCGCCCGAUUAUACACAUGCAUAUGUAUUUUGUCUAGAAAUAAUUAUUAUUUUUCCUAGAAUAUUUUAUAUUUAGCAUAUAAAUAUAAUAUUUUCAUGAAAUUAUGUUGUUUUAAUUAAUUUUCGUCAUUCUAGUGAAUUAUUGUCGUACUUUUCCUCUUACGUAAUGUGAGUAUACGUGUGAAUGUUAACAUAUUGGUUUGAAUUAUAAGGAGAAAUUAUUACCCAUGGAUAACCGUGGAUACCCGAAACCCGAACGGGUAUGGGCAUGGUUUUAAUUUUCUACCCGUUUCUCGUGUGGGUAUGGGUAUGAGUAAAACCCGAACUACAUUGGGUAGGGUAACGGAUAUGCACUAUCCACCCUCGACCCGACCCAUUGCCAUCCCUAUUCGCCUCUCUAUAUGUUUACGAUGAAUCCUGGAGAGCAGUGGCGGAUCCAGGGGUGGUCACCCCUGGCCACGGCCCACGGCCAAGCCGAUUCGUAGAUAGUAUAGCUCUUAUGAUUUAUCGAUUUUAGUUAUUCGGCCCAGUGUUAUUUUAUAAUAAGAUUGUGUGUAAUUA